Messenger RNA from Cinclus cinclus, 2766 nucleotides. It is a transcript of the gene DNAAF2, whose product is annotated as dynein axonemal assembly factor 2. NCBI's taxonomy places the organism in Eukaryota, Metazoa, Chordata, Aves, Passeriformes, Cinclidae. The coding region runs from base 247 to 2766 and encodes 839 amino acids. Gene Ontology annotation, biological process: axonemal dynein complex assembly. The record is from RefSeq and is a predicted model, not a curated record. The transcript has 3 exons. Gene Ontology annotation, cellular component: cytoplasm.
UGAGGAGACGACGGGGGAAAACCUGCCCUGCUGAUGCCAGGGGUGACGGCUGGAAGCCGCCGAGGGGAGGGAAAAGGCGAGGCCGGGAUGGAGAGGCCUCCGCCCUGAGGGACAGCCCGCCAUGUUUGUUUGCCGUCUCCAUAGAAACCGCCGCGCCGGCGCCGCCAUCUUGUUUACCGUCACCACAGCAACGCCCGCCAUCUCGUUCGGCAUCCCCACAGCGGCGCUCCGGGCCGGACCGGGACCAUGGCGAGCGCGGGGCGGCUGCACGACCUCGACCUCAGCGCCGACGAGGCGGAGCGGCUCCAGCGCGCCUUCCGCGACGAGCGCUUCCGGGAGCUCUUCGCAGAGUACGCGGCCGAGCUGACCGAUCCCGAGCGGCGCCGGCUGUACGAGGAGGAGGUGGCGGCGCUGGAGCGGGAGCGCGGCGUGGAGGUGCGCUUCGUACACCCGACACCGGGCUUCGUGCUGCGGACGAGCCAGGAGGGCUCCCGCCGCUGCUACAUCAACGUCUGCAGCAACGCGCUGAUGGGGGAGCCGCGGGCCCGCGCCGAGCGCGGCGGGCAGCGCUGGGAGCUGCCCUACAGCCUGGCCCCGGGCCGCGAGGAGCUGCGCCCCGCCGGCCGCCGCCGCCUCCUGUACGACGUGGUGUUCCACCCCGCCGCGCUGCGCCUGGCCGCCCGCAGCGCCCGCUUCCGCCGCCUGCUCUGCGACACGGCGCUGGAGGCCGUGGAGAGCAACUGCGGGGUGCGGCUGGACCGCCACAACGCCACCGUCCUGCGAGGAGUCUCCUACAAGGGCGUCCCGCAGGCGCCCGUCAUCCGCUCCCCUCUGCCCGGCGGCGCCCCAAAGCCGCCCGACGACGGCGAGUCCCCGCUGCCGCCCUUCCCCUUCCCGCCCGCCGCCCCAAAGCCGCCCGCCGCCGGAGCCUCCUCGCCCGCCGCGUCCCCGCAGCCCUCCGGCCCCACCACGCCGCGCUGGAGCAUCCGUCACCGCUCCUACGUGGACCUGCAGGACUACCGGCACUGCCGCGACUCGGCGCCCAGCCCGGUGCCGCGGGAGCUGGUGGUGACGGUGGAGCUGCCGCUGCUGCGCUCUGCCGACCAGGCGGAGCUGGAGAUCCGCGGACGGGAGCUGCGGCUGGACUCGCAGCAUCCCGCCUACCGCCUGCGCCUCCGCCUUCCUUACCACGUGGACGAGAGCGCCGGGCGGGCGGCCUUCAACCGGGCUCAGCGGCAGCUGCAGGUCACGCUCCCCGUGGUGCUGCCGCGGCUGGAGGGGGCCGUGCCCGCUGCCGAGGGGCCGGCAGCGGCGGAGCCGGGAGAAGCGGAGCCGGCAGCGGCGGAGCCGACAGCGGCGGAGCCGGCAGAGGCGGGCGGCGGAGCGGCUCCUCCCCCGGAACUCGGCCCCGGCGGCGCGGCCCGGAGCACGUGUGAUCCGCUGGCCGAGCCCCCCGGUAACCCACGGUGUGAUCUUCCCGCUGAUCCACCCGCCGAACUGCCCGUAGAACCACCCUGUGAUCCACCCGCUGAUCCCCUCACUGAACCCUCGGGUGAACCCCGCGUUGAUCCAACCUCUGAACCCUUUGCCGACUCCCCUGCUGAGCCCCCCGCUGAAGCUGCCGCCGAUCCAACCACCGAUCCCCCCUCCGAACCCUUUACCGAACCCUUCACCGAACCCUCCGCGGAUCCACCCGCAGAUCCAUCCCCCGAGCCCCCGGACCCGCCACUGCCCUGCUCCGGUGCCGCUUCCCCCAUCGCCAUCCCCGAGCCAGCCAUGCCCACCGGGGACACCUCUUCGCUGGCCUCCGAGGGCCACCCCAGCCAGACAGCCACGUGUCCUCCCUUCCGUGCCCGGCAGGACGGGGCGUCCCUCACCCUGCUCCUGCCCGUGCCCGGCAUCCAGCCCCACAGCCUCCGUGGGGAUGUGGGCACCCACCACUACAGCCUCCGCUUCUGCACCGACACCGCUGCCUUCGCCCUGUUCCUGCGGGUCCCUCCCGCGGCCACGCUGCUGUCCCCCGAGAGCAGCGUCAGCGUCUCAGCCCACAACGCCGUGGUGCGGCUCGCCAAGGCCCCCGGCAGCACCGGGCUCUGGGACAAGUUCAGCUUCGGCCUGGAGCCCUCUGCUCUGCAGGAAAGAUUGUUUGUCAGUGAGGAGAACGUUGAUGGAUUUCUAGGCACUGCUUUCUGCCCUUCCCCUUGCUCCCAAUCAGCACUGGAAAGCCAGCCAUUAAUUGAAGUGCUGGAUGUUACUGAGGACAGAAUUCAAAUCAGGGUGGAGCCACAGGAACGCGAUGGAGAAGGAACACUUGGCAGCUCGGGGGGAGCCCUUGCUGAAAACACCGACAGCGACUACCCCGAAACAAAGGCAGAAACAAAGUGUCCUGCAGCUGAGGGAGGUGCUGCAGGAUCCAGCCCAGCUCCCACAGCUGGAACAAUAGGAAAAGCAGGCUGUGGUUCACACCAUUGUUUGCAGCGCGAACCUCCUGCCACCAGUUCAGCGAUUCCUGGCGGAUCUGGGAGAAGGGAACCCGAUUUAGAAAGCGCUGCUGCAGCAGGAGACACAGCCCCGGCCCCAGGCUCUGGAAAACAAGAACUGCCAGGGGUUGGGGAUGAGGAGGCAGCCCCGGGGCCGGGCAGCAGGGCAGGCUCCCCCAUCCUGCGGGAGGUGAACCCCGAGGACGGGAGCGUGCGGAUCCUCCGCCAUCACCGAACGCGCUGCCCCGUCGCGUUCCACAACCCUCUGCUCUAUGAGCUGGAUUAG